UUUAGAUUGUAUGCAUAUAUAUAUGUGUGUGUGCGUGUGUAAAAUAUAAUAUAAUAUAUGUAUACACAUAUAUGAAACAGUCGAUGUCAAACAUGCGGCGAAGAAUAACGCGCCCCGAUUCUGUCAACGAAAAGAAGCAGCAGCGGCGUGUCAACGUGAUUGUUCAUCAGUGAAGUCGAAGUGGUUAAAAAACGCGAGUGCCGAUGAGCGCGUAUUUAUGGCGGCGCGGGUGCUUUUGCUCGGCAUCUUGUUUACGGAAGUGCUCGAGCCCGUUUGCACCGCAGGUGUUAGAGGUUCGAGCGGAGUUUACAGCAGUAAAAAUGGUUCAAAAAUUGAAGGCUCCGAUCUUGGUCUGACAAAAUAUUCCGACUUUAGUUUGGGCAUUGAACCUGGAGGGACGGUUGUAUUGGGGAAGCGAGGAGUCACUCUUAGUUGUCAAUCGUCUGGAAAUGAUCAGGAUAUAUCUUGGUUACACAAUGGUGUACCUGCACCUCCUUGUGGAAUUGCACGCUGCGGUUUAUUAUACAAUGGCUCACUCCACAUUUACAAAAAACAAAAUUCGCAGUUGUCACAAAAAUCAAAGGGACGCGAAAGUUUUUCAUCGGUGUCUGGAAAAGGUUCGAAAAAACAUGAAUAUAGAUGCGUAGCACGAGUGAGUUCCGGAGGAUACCUGCGAUCAGCACCGACCAUCGUUCAAGUGGCUGAGUUGUCGCAUAAUUUUAAGGAGUCGCCCGAAGAUAUGACAGUGGGAGAGGGAGAAAUUGCUAGGUUUUCGUGUCUCAUUGACAGCAUACCAUUUCCAGCGAAUAUAACGUGGCAGCAUAACGGCGAGACUUUAAAUAUUGAUCGUAAUAGCACCAAAUAUUAUUUUGUACGGCCAGGUGUUCUUUACAUAAGCUCAACGAAACUCUCCGAUGCCGGUUCAUAUAGGUGUACUGCGGCAAAUGAUCAUAUAAAGAAAACCAAAAAGAGCAAAGAAGCAAAACUCACGGUAAACGUUGCAAGCCGAACAAAUGAGCCGGCAAUACCGAUCUCACUGUUUCCCCAAAUAUCCUACACCCAUCGACUGAUGAAUGGUUCGAAUAUUAGUCUAGCAUGCGCAGCAUCCGGGUACCCAUCAACCACUGUCACGUGGACAUUUUUUCCACGAUAUUCAGACGGUCCCGCUGUACCGCGAAUUCUAUUGAAUUCUACGAAGGGUAUUGCCAUUCUUGCAUUAGAAAAUGUGAGUCUUUCGAAUGCGGGUAUUUACUCGUGUUCGACGAAAAAUUCUGAUAUACAAAAUAUUACCAUUGACAUUAUGGUACCACCGAGUUUUUUGAAAAAACCGACGAGCCAGAGCUUUCCUAAUGGACGAACAGUGAGAUUCAAAUGUCAGGCGCAGGGAACUCCAACGCCAAAGAUUUAUUGGCUAAAGGAUUCGGCAAAUAUUACGACGAAUGGUCGACGAACGACAUAUGAGAAAGAACAAAAUAAAAUGGAUUUAGCAAUAUCGGCGACGGUUCCGUCAGAUUCGGGUAUUUAUCAGUGCGUGGCGGUGAACGCAGCCGGUGAAAUUUGGGCGGCUGGUCAUUUACAAGUAAACACAUCAAGACACAGCCCAGCAGCGCCGACUUCUCUCAAAUGUCACGCUCCGUCACCUUCUAAAAUAUUCAUUUCCUGGGAACCACCAAAGUCUUUGGAGUCUACUCGUAUUACAGCGUAUACCGUCCAUUACAGGCCCGAAGAUGGUGGUCAGGAAGAAAUUUCUCCACCGGAACCGGGCAAUUCCACAUCGGUAGAAGUCACGAAACUUCUCGAACCGUUUACUAAUUAUUCUUUCUACGUCAGAGUGUGGAAUAAUCACGGAGCAAGCGAUCAGUCUGCCACAAUCGUUUGUUCGACAGCGGCGAGUGUUCCCAAAGCUGUACCGAAAAUACGGGUCGAGCCGCUCGACAGUACAAAAAUCAAUGCCAGUUGGGAACCUUUGUCAAGCAAAGAGGCUAGAGGAGUCAUUGAAGAAUACAAAUUACAAUGGAGACUUGACGAUCAACAAGCCUGGCGAGUACACUUUUUGCCCGCAACCGUACGACACUACGUAAUAACUGAUUUGUUGCCCGGAGCUCGGUAUCACUUUCGCGUGUUGGCUAGAACGAGCCAAGGAUGGCCGAAUAUGAGUGAGACUCAGCUUGGCUGGACGAGCGUCGUUUUACCGCCUUUGGAAACCGACAAACCCAAGUUGAGAAAUUUCGUAUACGUUCAAAUAACUCGCUUCAACGCUUCGACCAUCAAAAUGUCUUGGAAUUGGAAAGAAAAGUGGCAAAAUCACUUGCCAACUUUGAAUCAUGGAGACUCAUGGAGAAUCCAUAGUGACUAUAAUAAUGGUGAUAAACUUACCGUUACACUGCCGAUAAAUACUACAGAAUAUCUAUUCACGAGUCUAGAAACUAAUGUUUCGUACACAAUGGAUCUGUGUAUGAUCGAUUCUGGUGUUGAGAUAGAUUGCCUGACUGAAACUAUUGAAUCGACUCAAGCCAUUUCUGAUAAUGUUCCAAGUGCCCUGCAAGCCUCGCAAAUUUCAUCGACAAAGAUUCUUCUUACGUGGGAAAUUUCUAAUAUCAACGAGGGACAAACUUAUGAAAUUUGUUAUCAACCAGUGUACGAACCAGAUCCUGAAAGAACUCAAUGUAUCUUUGUACACGAUAGUAAAUUAGUAAUAAUCGAUCAACUCAAGCCAUUUACAAUGUAUCAAUUCAAAAUGCGAAGCGUGGGAAAUGGUACAAUCCAGAUGGAAGAAUUUAGCGAUAGUAUAGAGUGUUAUACGAGCGAAGAUGUUCCUGGAAAGCCCGAGGACGUACAAUGGUUCAUCGGCAAUGGUACAAACGCAAAAAUUGCCUGGAAACAACCGACCGAAACGAACGGCGUGAUUCAAAAUUAUUUUGUUUCGUACACGAGUGAUCUGACGGAAUCGACGUUAACAUGGGGCAACGUCACGGUACCGGGCAAUAAAACUUCGGUUACUUUGUCAGAUCUGCUCACUGGUAAACGUUACGACGUUAUGGUUCAAGCCGCAACCAAAGCUGGAUACGGACGACCCUCGGAUCCGAUAUUCAUUAUUACAGGUGGAAACAGCAGUCCCUCGAAAGGUCCAACCAAAACGGACGAACAAAAACCACCCCAGAAAACCAAACCUGAUCAGAGUCUCGGAAUAAUAAUAGGUGUGAGCAUUAGCAUCUGUUGCAUAACGGUAUGUUUGUGCAGUAUGUAUUGUCGAAAGAAAUGCGAAAAUUCUCGUUCCUUAAGAGAAAGCUCACAAUCGCAAAAGAGUCGAGCAUUGAUGAGAAGGAGCAAUGGUUGUUGCGUCGAAAGGUCAGCGACUCCUGUUAUUCAACAGAUGACUCCUCAAAUAGUUCGCAACGAAAUUGAAUUGGCUGAGCUUUGUGCUUCUUCUCCUACCUCAACUAAUCCACAGUGCGACACUAAGGGCGGACACCCAAAUGGCGUUCUCGAGAAUUGCGUGAAAGAACCUCUUCUGACGCCCUGGAACUCUUCUCACGACGAAUCGAAGGAUCUACGAAUCACGGAGAAUCCACAGUGUAAACAGAGUGGUGGUAGUCCGGUUUCAAACAGACAAGAGCCCGAUUCAGUUUUGAAUAUAACUGAGCUGACGAUGAUGGACUGUACGUUGGCAGGGAGUGACAACAGUUUGAACAACAAUCUCGGUUGUCGGAAUGCUUCGCCUCGUAAAACUGUACCGAUAGCGAUGCCUGUGCUUGAGCCCAACGGUUGAGAGAGGUAACAAAAGUCGAUCUGCCGUUUGAAACAAAGCGAGCAGAUAGAGAGAGAGAGAGAGAGAAGGGGAGGGAGAGGGUUGCGAGAAUGGCAAGGAGCUGAGCGCGGCGAAGAAGUGCACAAAACAAAAAGAAAAAAGCGGUAAGGGUAAAACAAGCACAAUGAGUACUCCCAAAACGGUCUUUCGAGAGCCUGUAAAUAAUUGAAAGAUCAACUUAGCGCAGCUUGUCGUCGACCCUCAGGAAGCAUUUUCCUUUAUGUAAAUGCUUAGCAGCCGCAAACCCUCAAAAAAAAAAAAAAAAUGUCAAAGAGAACGAAACAUUAAAAGCGCGAUAACCGCCGAGAUUAAUCGUCGUCGCACUAUUACACCGUUACGACACAAGAAGGUAUCGUUUCGUUGAAAUUCGCGUCAUUUAUUACGAGUAUAUAAUUUUUUCUUUACCCUAGUUACUCGUAAAUCUAGACUACUUGCUCACGUUCGGAAUCUCGGUCGUUCUUGCCUCAGAAUUAAAUUAAAAAACAAUUUAUAUUAUCAACAGAGAAUAGCGAAAAGGGAAGUAACAAAAAUGAGGAUUGAGACUCUCAAGCAGGAUCACAAGAAAUUUAUAAUAAUAUUGUAUAUAAUUUUUAUAGCCGUUAAUUGUGAAUAUGUCUAUAAAACGUUUCCCCGAUACGGAAUUUAAAUCAACAACAGACAUUUUGACCGCGAAAUGAAAUAUACACCAGAGUUAUACCACGUCGGAUAUAAAUACUCUUAACCGAAUUCCAUUCUCUUCUUAUUACUUCGAUGCACUGAUCGAAAACGAGUACAUUCCAUAUUAUUAUUUUCAUUAUCUUUUUUUCUUCAAUCAUCAAUUAAUUUGGAAGUAACAAGAUAGCAAUAGACUCAUGGUUUGCAGUGCCGAAUUUUCAAGAACACUAAAUGCGGUAGCUUCUUCUGCGAGGGAACAAGUUCAGAUUUGAAUCGAACGCGUUAUACAUUUAUCGGAGUGUCAAAUAGCUUUACGUUGCCGCUUGCAAUCAUUUUAAAUUCCAUUUUUUAUUUAUCUCUGAAAUCGUCUUAUCAUGUUGAACAAUGAAACAAUAAUCUUUGGAACAAUACUCGGUACAAUAGAUGUGCUUAGGGUUCCUAGAUGUUGUAAUUGAAAAAACGCAGUUCUGCACGAUCUUAAAAAUGAGGAUUCGAAGCAUCGCAAAAUAUUGAAUCUACGAAGUUCGUCAGAAUCAAAAGAGUCUAUGGAACUUUUCAAUUUCAAGCUUGUUUUUUCUUUCGAGACAUUCACGAUCGUACUGAUUUUUAGCCAAUAGAAUUUUUGUUAUUGUUAAUCUUUAUCGAUUUACCUGCGUCGAUUUCCUUCACUUUCAAUGAAUAUUCGUAGUAUUUUAUAUUUGCAUUUGUUGUUUGUAGCUGCAAUUAAAUAUUAAUUUCAUUGGGUAUGAUUUUGUAAACGAGAGAGCAAUAUGGGAUUGACUCAUAGAAAUACUCUUUACGCUUAUUCUUAAGGGGAGGCUAAAAACUCUUGAACAAACGCGAUGGAAUCCGAUUUCUUUUACUUCCGAAAGGGAAAAAAAAAACUUUAAGGAACAUAAAGUAGGAAGGUCCCCUUGAGCCUUUUCGUUUACACGAAGCCAGGAUAUUUAUAUUUAUAUAACUAUUUGUGUAUAUAAUCCAGGACCAAUUAGUUUUCAAUCUUAUUUGGCGUUUCUAUUCAGGGCGAACACAACGCAGAGGAUACUAACACACUAACAAACAAGCAAGCGCAGAUACACAUAUGCCGAACAGGUGCAUGUUACCAUGACAGACAUGACAGAAUGAAAGAUAAAAAACAUAGGCAAACGAAAGAGAAGAGACCGAAUAGAAAGAGAAUAAUAAUAAUGAAAAGAAAAACCCAACUCAGUACCUGAUAGACUAAGUUAUAUCGUUUAGAGCGAGAUGUAGAAAUGUCAAUGUUAUUACCGUACCUUCAUUCAUUGUUAUUCAAUACUUCGUAACAUUCAUGAUUCACGAUUAUUCAACUAUUAAGCAACAAUUUUCAUUGGAGCACACGCGAUUUAAUCAGAUUAUUUCUUUCCGGACACAGAAACGAGUGAACAAAAAAACCCGUUCAAUAAUACUUUACAUGAGAAAAAUUUGAAACCAACGAUUUAGGUGGAUCUGCAGAAUUUGGAAUCUACGCAGCUGAACUGAAACUAAAAAAGUAUGUCGAUUUCUUUCUUUGAAACUUCACUUACAUGCAUUAUUGACGAUGGUAACUUUCAAAAGUCUCUCACAUUGCAUCAUAUAUGCGUGUAAAGAUAAAUCGAUUCAUGGCAAAUCGACAAAUACAUUCUCUGUACGAUGCAACGAAGCAGCGACUGAUAGUAUCACAGAAUUUUUUGGAUUCUCGACAAAUUGCUGAGUACCGAAUUUCCCUGUGGACCAAAAUUAUUGGCACGACAUUUGUAAUGCAAAAGAAACUUGCAAAAAAAAAAAAACCCUUUUUUGUAUGAUAUCAUACACAUAACAGAGAAAGGCUCGUCGUUUUAUCAUUGAAUUCUAUAUAAUAUUUUCCAUAUCCCUAAUCGUAAGGCUACAGAUUUUUCUCAACGAUACACUGUCGUUACAAUUUUUAUCAGGUACCAUUAAUUUAAAUCUGUUAUCAAACACUUGAGAAAGAAAGUUUUCCUUUCCAAUGGUAAUUUACGCGAUAGAAGAAAGAACUCCGACUGAUUCGAAAUACACCAGAGGCUCGCAAAUCAUUGUUACAGAUAUUUAACUUUCCAUAACGCUUGAGUUUCGUUGAUCUCUCGAGAUCGAUGAUCACCUCCUAUGACGGAAUUGGGCAUUUCACAUGAAUUUGAAAAAAUGAUUUUUUUUUCCAAACUUUUUCAAACGAAAUGUAUUGUGAGAAGAAAAAACUCAUUUCUAAUUUAAUAUUCCGAAGCUUCAUUACUCCACUGUAUAAUGAUUAAAUCCAUUUAUCAAAUAAUCGUUGUUUGUCACGGAAGUCAUUUGACAUUUUCAUUUUCAAAUAUGCCCAAUCCUGUUGUAACAGCGUAUGCAAUAGUUGCCACUUUUUCUUCGCUUGAAACGGGCGGGCGUGUUUGUCCCAACAGUGUACGUUCGUGAUUUAAGCAUUUUGUUUCGUUAUGAAGAUGACACAUGCAUAUAGUAAUAUAAUAUCUUGAACGUUCAUUGCAAUAGAAUAAUCCGACGCCAAAACCCCUGUCGUUGCGGGCGUAAAGUAAUUAUAAAAGAACAAAAAAUCAACAAAUGCAUCUUACAGUAAUGUACAGUUUGUGAGCACCGAGCAAAAAAGGUGAUUUAUACAUUCUUAUCCAAUAUAAUCGAAUCAUCUGACAGUUUUUUUUAACACUCCACAUUUCUGUCACUAUGUCUACCUUGUUGAUCGUUACUUUUAAUUUUUUUCUCGAGUCUGUAUUCAAGUGCGAGGGAGGUAAAUACGGGAGAUAAAGAAAACAUAGUUACUACCAUUCCUUUGUAAUAUAGAGUUUUUAUGAAAAUCGACGAAAAUAAUCCCAGUGUAUUGCAAGAGCUCAUUACGAAAUUCCUAGAGUUAGAACUUUGGUUCCUCAACAGUGGCAUCUAGCUUUGUACAAUGUUUUAUUUUUUAUUUUCAUCGUUUUUAAACAUAACACACACAAACACACACACACACACACACACACGCGCGCGCGCGCGCGCGCGGGGAUUAUGUACCCACAGGCAUUUUUUAUUUUGGGUGACAAGGGCAGCACACGUUUAAGUCUCGCGUAUUAAAUAUUAGAAGUGGGAGGUGGGGUCAUCGUACUGUAAUUAACGUUAACAAACAUGCAAACAAAAAGGGGAAAAAACAAUAUCAGCGUCAUUCGCGCGUACACCGGUAAACAUCGUACGGGAAAUCCGGCCUCCACCGAUGGUGGACAAAUUCUUUGAGUUUAUUAUAACUUAAGCAAUGAAUUUAUUAAUCGCGUUAUUUAGUAAAUUGCGCAUCAAUUGUAAUAACACAAUUUAUUAGCGUGACGUUUUAUUUCUUGCUCCUUGUAUUAUUUAGAUUUAUUUCCAUACGUUUGGUAAAUUUGUCCGUUGCUAUGGAAAUGAAAAACAAAAAAUUAAUCCUAUACACGUAAGAACUAGGCAUUUAUGAGCACACGUAUUUCGUAUGCGUUUUUUCUUUUUUUUUUUUUAAAUUUACGAUUUCCGUUUCCGUUAAAAUAAGGCAGUUUUCGGUCAUUAUUACACUCGUAGCUGCAUUUUCCAUUCUCAAUAUCAAUGAAAAAUCGUCAUUCGAAACGUAAAUUCACAACAUUUGCGAUCACAUUCGAUCGCGUUUUCUAUUCCGAGUAGUUCGAGGAUUUUCUUUUCUUUUUUUUUUUUUUUCCCCCAGCUCAACAGAGAAGCGAGGAAAUGCCGGUGGCAAAUGAAUCAUUUUAUACGUUUGGCUGAUCGAUUGAUUAAAAGUACAAAAACCAUAAAAUAUUAAACUCGUGGUUGAUCGGAAUAAAAGCAAAUGAAUAGUUGCUUAAAUUAGAUAUCGUGUAUAAAAGAAAUUUGUACCAAUGAUGAAUUCUCGGUUUUUCAUUAGCAAUAAAGUUUGCAAAGCGGUCACCGAUCGUUUACAACACGAUCAUCUUUGUUCGUAAUAUUAAAAAAAGCAUUAAAAGUCGUUGAUUCAUAAAGCAUCAAUCUUCUCAGUACUUCUCAAUAUCGUUUCCCGUUUUAUUUGUAAUAAGAACUAUAGAAAGGAGAAACAAUGAAUACUACAAGAGCAAGAAUACGAGGAAUCUGCGUAUCUUCUUUCGGUUCCUUCUUCCGGCAAACAAUGUUGUACAGUAAAAAAUGAAGGGAAAAAAACCAUAUUUCGUUUUGCGUUGGUUCAUACACUGACCAAGUAUUAACUAGAUCGUACAGCGAUUCUAGUCGAACGAAUAUACCUCUAACAGCGCGAUUGCCCUUUUUCAUUAUUUUUUAUUCAUAUGAGACGAAGGGUGAUCACGAUCCGAUUACUUAACGAUAACUUAACCCGCAGUACCUACUAGAUUUCUAUUAUUUAAUUUUUAUACCAUUUACCUCACAGGAUACAUAAAAUUCGACUGAUACUCGAACGUAAACGCGUAAAUAGCGUUUUAUAAUUUACACAGAGACAGCGUGAAAGAAGGAGAUAAAACAAAAAAUAAAGGCGAGACGGUGGGACAUGAAGUCGAAAAAAAAAAAAAAAUUGUAUUACUACAGUUAAUUGUGAAUGAUGGAA
Messenger RNA from Venturia canescens, 9002 nucleotides. Its product is annotated as protogenin B-like. Gene Ontology annotation, biological process: cell-cell adhesion. The record is from RefSeq and is a predicted model, not a curated record. Gene Ontology annotation, molecular function: protein binding. The transcript has 16 exons. Lineage: Eukaryota; Metazoa; Arthropoda; Insecta; Hymenoptera; Ichneumonidae. The coding region runs from base 218 to 3769 and encodes 1183 amino acids.